Messenger RNA from Syzygium oleosum, 641 nucleotides. RefSeq names its product photosystem I reaction center subunit VI-1, chloroplastic-like. Gene Ontology annotation, cellular component: photosystem I reaction center; chloroplast thylakoid membrane; photosystem I. Lineage: Eukaryota; Viridiplantae; Streptophyta; Magnoliopsida; Myrtales; Myrtaceae. The transcript has 3 exons. Gene Ontology annotation, biological process: photosynthesis. The record is from RefSeq and is a predicted model, not a curated record. Bases 39 to 476 code for a protein of 145 amino acids.
UGAAUGUAAAAACACCGAGAUCAAGGAGGAGCACGGAGAUGGCGUCGUCACUCGCAACCUUAGCUGCUGUUCAACCGGUCGCCGUGAAGGGCCUCGGCGGGAGCUCCCUCGCCGGAACGAAGCUCCACGUGAAGCCCGCUCGCCGGAGCUUCAGACCCAGAAGCAUCAAGAGUGGUGGAGUGGUGGCCAAGUAUGGGGACAAGAGCGUGUACUUUGACUUGGAAGAUUUGGGCAACACCACUGGUCAGUGGGACUUGUAUGGAUCCGAUGCAGCUUCCCCAUACAACCCUCUUCAGAGCAAAUUCUUCGAGACAUUCGUGGGUCCAUUCACCAAGAGAGGCCUGCUGCUUAAGUUCUUGAUCCUGGCAGGCGGUUCUACCCUUGCUUACUUCAGCGCCACGGUUUCGGGCGACAUCUUGCCAAUCAAGAAGGGCCCACAACUCCCACCAAAGUUGGGGCCGCGCGGCAAGAUCUGAUUUCAAUUCGAGGUUUCGAUCUUUCGGUCUCUUUGGUGUAUGUAUCCAUUUGUACACUUCUGAAAGUCGUAAGCCGCCUUAUGUGAUUAUUAAAAAUCGUCUCAUUGAUAUGUAACAUGUAAUGCCAUGGUACGUUUAAUCAUGACAGGGUUUCUCUUCUCUCUA